Messenger RNA from Chelmon rostratus (copperband butterflyfish), 3154 nucleotides. RefSeq names its product ADAM metallopeptidase domain 17a (gene adam17a). NCBI's taxonomy places the organism in Eukaryota, Metazoa, Chordata, Actinopteri, Chaetodontiformes, Chaetodontidae. Bases 82 to 2682 code for a protein of 866 amino acids. Gene Ontology annotation, biological process: Notch signaling pathway; membrane protein ectodomain proteolysis. The transcript has 19 exons. Gene Ontology annotation, molecular function: metalloendopeptidase activity. The record is from RefSeq and is a predicted model, not a curated record. Gene Ontology annotation, cellular component: plasma membrane.
GGUAGCGCGGCUAGCUGUCUAGACUAGCCGACUGACUUGUGACAAUGACAGUACUAGCAUAACCGACUGUACUUGCUGAAAAUGAGGAACAUAUUGUUAAUUGUCUUACUGGCUCCUUGUUGGGUCAACGGUGCAAUAAAGUCAAGAGUAUCUACAGAGGAGAAUCACGAGGAAAACCCGGAGUUUGAUGCUCUAAACUCCAUCCUGUCAGAUUUUGAGGUGCUGCCAUUGUCAGGCCUCCAGCUGCACUCUGUUAGGAAGAGGGACGUCCACACCCAGUCCCACCUGGAGCGCCUGGUGAGCUUUAGAGCCCUGCACAGACAUUUCAAGCUGUAUUUGACCACCAACACGGGCCUUUUCACUGACAACUUCAAAGCUGUGUUUGUUGAUAAACAUGGGGGGGAGAAGAACUACGAUGUUCAGCUUCAGAACUAUUUCACUGGACAUGUUGUUGGAGAGGAGAAUUCACGUGUGCAGGCACACAUUGAAGGAGAUGAGUUUUCUGCUCACAUUCUAACUGAUGAAGCAGAGUACAACAUAGAGCCCCUGUGGAGGUUUACAGACUCCCCAAAUGAUGGCAGGUUGUUGGUUUAUCGCUCUGAUGACAUCAGAAAUCUGAGCCGCAUCGUCUCUCCGAAAGUAUGUGGUUACAUCCAUGCAGAGGCCAAGGACCUGCUGCCACACACUGCCAGGAGGGACUGGGACAGGCAGCAGGAGGUGGGCCAGGAAAAGGGUUACCACCACCGAGAGAAGAGGCAGGCUCACGAUCACAAGAAGAACACCUGCCCCCUGUUGCUGGUUGCAGAUUACCGCUUCUUUGAACACAUGGGCCGCGGACAAGAGAGCGUCACUCUCAACUACUUGAUUGAGCUGAUUGAUCGAGUUGAUGACAUUUAUAGGAACACAACUUGGGACGAUGAGUUCAAAGGCUACGGGGUCCAGAUCCAUCAGAUCAUCAUCAACAAGGAGCCGACAAAGCCUCCUCCUGGCCACGCUGGCCCGGGCUGGGUCCAUUAUAACAUGGAGGACAGCCCUGACAGUGAAAAGAAGGUCUGGGAUGUGAAGAGACUUUUGGAGCAAUUCAGCUCAGACAUAGCUGACAACGCCUCCACUGUGUGUCUGGCUCACCUGUUCACCUACCAGGAUUUUGAUGAGGGCACGCUGGGGCUGGCCUACGUGGCCCCCUCCAAACCUCAGGCCCUGGGUGGCCUCUGCCCAAAACCAUAUUACCCAUCUCACUCUGUAAAGAAGCCCAGCUACCUCAACACAGGCCUGACCAGCACCAAGAACUAUGGCAAAACCAUCCUAACAAAGGAGGCAGAUUUGGUGACCACUCAUGAGCUGGGCCAUAACUUUGGAGCAGAGCACGAUCCUGACAACAUCCCAUACUGUGCUCCCAGUGACGACCAGGGGGGGAAAUAUGUCAUGUACCCGAUUGCUGUGAGUGGAGACCAUGUCAACAACAAGCGCUUCUCCAACUGCAGCAAGAUCUCCGUAGGAAAGACGUUACGGUUCAAGGCUCCCGUGUGCUUUAAGGAGAGGAACAGUAAGGUAUGUGGAAAUUCCAGAGUGGAGGAUGGGGAGGAGUGCGACCCCGGGCUCCUUCACCUGAAUGAAGACUCCUGCUGCUCAUCCGACUGCAAAUUCAAACGUGGUGCACAGUGCAGUGACAGAAACAGCCCUUGCUGUAGGAACUGCAAGUUUGAGCAGGAAGGAACCAGAUGCCAGGAAGCCAUUAGUGCUACCUGUAAAGGCAAAUCCUCCUGUACAGGCAACAGCAGUCAGUGUCCACCUCCUGAAAACGCCAAUGACAACACAACAUGUGUUGAUAAUGGCCGGUGUCUCAACGGGGAGUGCAACCCUUUCUGUGAGGCCAUGCAGAACCUUCAGUCCUGUGCCUGCAACGAGACAGAGGACUCCUGUAAAGUGUGCUGCAGGGGAAAAGAUGGCACCUGCACUCCCUUUGUCCAGAGCAAUGGCAGUUUCCUGUUCCUUCGCAAAGGAAAACCCUGCACUGUGGGCUUCUGUGACGAAGGCGGAAAAUGCAUGAAGCAGGUGCAGGACGUGAUCGAGAGGUUGUGGGAUUUUAUCGACAAGCUGGACAUUAACACAUUUGGGAAGUUCCUGGCUGAUAACAUAGUGGGCUCUGUCGUGGUGUUUUCCCUCAUCUUCUGGAUUCCUCUCAGUAUCCUGGUUCAUUGCGUGGACAAACGACUUGACCAGCAGUAUGAGGAGAACACAAAGUGCUUCUACUACCCUCCAAGUAGUCAAGAAAUGCUGAACAACCUCGAGUCAGCGUCCGUGCGCAUCGUCAAGCCUCCUCAGCCUCCCUCCUCCUCCGCCGGCCGGACCGCGCCCUCCUCCCAGCCCCCGCAGCCUCAGCAGCUGAGCCAGGUCGGGGCCACUCCCGCAGCCAGCAGCAGUACCCCGGCCCCCGGUCCGAGCUGCGGCCCCACCCCGGACAGCGCAGGGGGGCUGCGGAUGGCCACCAUCCAGGAGGACACCAGCAGCGACUCUCACCUGGGAGAGGAGGGCCCGUCGGACGAUUUCACAACCGCAGGAGCCUGCUCGUCGGCUACGAAAUCCUCCUACGAGGAUCUGACAGGACAGAACCAGCCAGCCAGGGACCGGCGGCGCCUCAAGAGGCAGGACUGCAUUGACACUAAAGAGACAGAGUGCUGAGAGCAAACGACCAGUACUGAUACGUGUUUUAGGGAACAUGCGAAUACAUGCCGCAUCACGUACAUUUAUCUUAUGGCGAAUCACAGACAGCAGGAGUUGAAAGGUAGUGGAAUCAUAUUUUGUACAGCAGUAGAUAUUAUUCUGACGGCUGCUACUUGGAUUGAACCACCAUACAGAUAGUACAUGAGUAGUCUCAAACCCCUGUGACUGCAAGUAAAAUAGUGAGUGAAUUCAUGUUUGUUUUGUGCCUGUGGUGCCUUUUUCAGUUAGGUGGGGGGUCCUUUCUCGCUGAAUUGUUUCUAAAUUUUCUAAAAACAAAAAAGGCAAAAACCAAUAAAAGUGACCUCAAGGUCAUUUGCCUUUGCCAGAGAGUCACGAGUCACGAAAAUAAAGGUGAGCUAUGAUUGUGGAUCAUAAAAAAAAAAAAAAAAGCAUUGUGUGAACAGCUUCAGCCUUGCCUUCCCCCCCCAAA